AUGGCGUCAAGAAAGAAACAGCCCGCCUCCAAGAAGAAGGAUGGCAUUCAUUUUGUCAAUGCCAGACCAUCUACCGAGUCCGAACGAUUGAAAGCCCAGCGUACGGUGCGUGCGCAUGUCGGACGAUGGAUUUCAGAUCAAUCAAAGGACCGAUCCGCAGGCGAAUCAUCCAAUUCACCCGCCCGACCUGUCCGCAACGCCACUGCCCCAAUACCUGUCAUUGACCGCGCCGGUCCCGGUACCUCCUCCUUUACCAUCGUUUCGCGUCAUUCAAGCUCCCGUCGUGGGAACAACCGCGGUCAAAGCUUCGCCUUUGUGCACGACUCCCGCUCCAACCAGGCUGCAUACCGAGACUCGCCAUUUUCGCCGUCGCAGGCCAGUGACAGCAGUGAAAGCAGUAGCAGCGACGAUGCGAGUACCGUGACCACGUUCUCCUCGGAGGCCCUCGCUGUCAUCCGGUUCAAUGAGCGCAAUUCUCCUGAGCGGCUUCAACGCAACCUCUCGGGAGUCUUCGACCCGUUCGCCACAUAUCCCGCUCCAAGGAACUUCGAGCCAGAGAUGGUCAAUCUGUCAGAGCGCUAUCUCACAGGUGUUGUGUGGCCGGGACUCGCUCCGCGGCCACGGAAUGUCCGAGCUGCGGCUAAUAAGUGGUUCGAUCUGUCCAUGGGUGACCCGGCUUUGUUUACAGCGUUCAUGUUUGGGGCGUUGUGCCACCUCCGUGUACAAUGGCAGAAUAACUGGGUGCCGGGUACGGUAUUUGGUCAGAGGGAACGUCGCGCGCUGCAGCUGUGUGAAAUGGAAUCGAUCAAGCUGAUCAACCAGGCUGUUCGCGACCCCGAUCGCGUGGUCAGCGACGCUGUUCUCCUCAGUGUUAUCUGCAUGGCUCAUCAUCAGGCGGAGGAGAAAUUGGUACAACAGCACCGCAGAACACCAUUUAAUCCGCCUUUCCCGCGACUACAAUGGAUCGAUGUCUACGGGUGUCUGCCACCAAAUAUGGUUCAUAUCAAAGGAUUGUUGCAGUUGAUCAAACUGCGAGGCGGCUUGGCAAAUAUCCACACAGAUGGUUUGUCCGCGACAAUUUGCUUCUCGGAUAUCAUGAGCUGCAGCGUCUUCUGCAUCCAUCCAUGCUUUGAAUUCUGGCCACUCGCCGAUCACCGAUUAGGCAUGUCCAUCCAAGAAAUGCUCGGCUUCGGUCCAUCCGAUGUCGACCAGGGAUUCGGCCGUUUGCAGGAAAUUGGCGCCACUCGCCAAAUGGCAGAAGCUUUCCAAGCGGUGCACACUUAUCUCGGGAUCAUCAAAGCGAACCCGAAUUCCACACAUGAUGUCUCUUUGCUUGCCGACCAACGCAACCUAACCCAACAUACUAUCCUCAGUCUCUCUCCGGCCUCAGACCUCGACGCCUUCUUCGCUCAUCCCACGCAUGCCGCCACCUAUGAAGCCUGCCGUCUAGCGGCACUAAUCUUCGGGGUCGGCGUCAUCUUCCCCAUCCCCGCACAGAAUACCCCCCUUAAUACUCUGGCGCGCCUUAUGCAAUCGGUCCUCCUCCAACCCAACUCCUCAGACCUAUGGUCUUCACCAUCCACGCGUCUCCCUCUUAUCUGGGCCUUGACCCUCGGCGGUAUCGCAGCGAACGAUGCCCCCGAGCGCGCCUGGUUUGCCUCUGCUCUAGGGGAUAUAACCCGCAGGACUGGUUUGAAUUCAUGGGCCAGCAUCAAAUCUGUCCUCGCGUCCAUGUUAUGGUAUGAUGCUGCCUGCGAUUCUGCUGCAGAGGCUCUCUGGCAGGAGAACGCUAGCAAGUUUAGCUAUGCCAUCCAGUGA
Molecule: messenger RNA, 1818 nt
Organism: Penicillium samsonianum
Lineage: Eukaryota; Fungi; Ascomycota; Eurotiomycetes; Eurotiales; Aspergillaceae
Exons: 2
Coding region: 1-1818 (605 amino acids)
Source: RefSeq, a predicted model, not a curated record